Molecule: messenger RNA, 1494 nt
Organism: Adineta steineri
Lineage: Eukaryota; Metazoa; Rotifera; Eurotatoria; Adinetida; Adinetidae
Source: the annotation of a GenBank genome assembly
AUGCAACGACAACGUUUUGAACCAGAAAAAGUUGAAACAUUUUCUUUACAAAAAUCUGAUAUUGGAGAUUUAGAAGUUGUUGAAAUUGAACAUGAUGGUGAAACAUUAGCUAAUAGUUGGUUUCUUGAUGAUAUUACUAUUGAAAUGCCAACAAAAGGACGUGCAUUUUGUUUUGCUUGUCAUGAAUGGUUAUCAAAAGAAAAGGUGAUGGAAAAACUAAACGUAUACUUAAAAAUACAAAUUUGUUUUCUUUUCAUUUGUAUAGUGAUUCCAUAUGAAGUCACAUUUUCUACAGGUGAUUUGGAAAGUGCCGGUUGUGAUUGUGAUGUUAGUUUGAAAUUAUUUGGUACAACAGGUUCAUCAUCUGAACAUAUUAUUCGAAAAGAAGAACGAAAUUUUGAACGUGGAUCUAUCGAUCCAUUUCAAUGUGAAUUAGAUGAUGUUGGUGAACCAAUUAAAUUACGUGUUACAAUACUUCCAAAAGGUAAAAAAGGUCGACAUAGUUGGUUUUUACAAAAUAUCGAACUUAUUAAACAUACAAAAGAAAAUGAAAGACAAAAAACAUAUUUAUUUGAUUUAAAUGAUUGGAUAUCAAAAGAAACAGAUUAUCAUCAUGAUAUACCAUUAACGAAAGGUGGAAAAGCAUUAUUAAAAGAAACAACUUAUCGUGAAACAGUAAAAACAACUGAUAUAUCUGGCGCAAGUUGUGAAUGCAAUGUUUUUAUUGUUAUUUCGGAAUAUGUACAAAUUGAUGAUACACGAACAGGAGAAACAUAUAUGUUUCCAUGUAAUAAAUGGUUAUCAUCAAAGAAAGAAGAUCGACAAAUUGUACGUGAACUUGUAUGUAGUAAUGAUUCACCAAACACAAAUCUACGAGGAUUAUUAACAGCAUCAGGAAAAGUUCCAUAUGAAAUUGAAAUUUCAACAUCAGAUAAACAACAUGCAGGUACAACUCAACAUGGAUGGAUUAUUCUUGAAGGGAAUAAAAAACGAUCAGAAAAAUUUUAUAUGAAAAAUGAACCACAUAUCAAAAUUUUACGAGGUGGACAAACGGAUACAUUUACAUUUGAAUGCCGAUCACUUGGUGAAUUACGUCGUAUUAUUUUAGGUCAUAAAGAACGACCUGAAUAUCCACUUAAUACAUAUGAAGGUCGUGGAGCUAUGUGGCAUGUUGCACAUGUAACUGUUACAGAUCCAUCGACAGGCGUUAAAUUUGAAUUUCUUGUACGAAAAUGGAUUGAUAUUAAUAAUCAGGGUAAUGUUUUUGAAUGUGCUGAAAAAAAAGAAGAUACUAUUGCACAACAAUGUCAUCGUCAUACGAUUAAAUAUAAAAUUAUUGUUCAUACAAGUGAUGUAUCACAUGCUGGUACAGAUGCAAAUGUAUCAAUUAUUCUUUAUGGUACUCUUGGUGAUACUGGUAUUCGAGAAUUAAAACAAAAAGGUCCAAUUUUAUUUGAACGUGGUCAGGUUGAUGAAUUUAUUAUUGAACUCUAG